Messenger RNA from Oldenlandia corymbosa var. corymbosa, 2320 nucleotides. Lineage: Eukaryota; Viridiplantae; Streptophyta; Magnoliopsida; Gentianales; Rubiaceae. The record is from the annotation of a GenBank genome assembly.
AAGUUGAGAGAGAGAGAGAGAGAGAGAGUAAUAGAAAAAAAGAUAAAGGUUUGCUUUUAAAGCUCAAUGAUCACAUGCAUUUGUAUCCAUCCAUCUUCUUCUUCUUCUUCCCUUUGUUAUUUCUUCUUCUUCUUUCAACAGCUAGCUAGAAUUACUAGCUGAACUACACUCCCAACUCCCUCUCCUACCUUCCAUUUUUUGUUUUUUUGGAGUUUUUCCUCCUUCUAAGUUUUUUAUUUAAAUUUCUCAUCCUCACAAACUUCCACCUCAAACUCAAACUCCUAAGUUUGUUCACUCACUCUUUCCUUCCUCUCCCUUUAUCCCUUUCCUCUCAACUUCUCUCAUCUUUCAUUGAUUAGAUUUCAAAAUGAAUCUUCCCGUUUUAUUUCUAUACUCUCUCCCUCUCCUAUACUUCUUCAUCUUCCUCAUCAAGUUCAUACACAAAAAAAGACACCAAGAUUGUUACAUCCUAGACUACGAAUUGUACAAACCCACGGAUGACCGGAUGCUAUGCACGCGCUUUUGCGGCGAAGUCAUACGACGGAACAAAAACCUAGGGCUCCGGGAAUACCAGUUCCUCCUAAAAGCCAUCGUGAGUUCCGGCAUUGGCGAACAAACGUACGCGCCGAGGAUGGUUUUCCACGGAAGAGAAGAAUGCCCGACUUACGAGGAGGGGAUUGAGGAAAUGGACGAGUUCUUCUUCGACAGCAUCACAAAGCUAUUAAAAAGAACCGGAAUUCCUCCGUCGGAAAUCGACGUCCUAGUGGUCAACGUCUCCAUGUUGGCCGCCGUCCCUUCGUUGGCUUCCCGAAUCAUCAAUCAUUACAAAAUGCGAGAAGACAUCAAGACGUAUAAUCUCACCGGGAUGGGAUGCAGCGCAAGCCUGAUCUCGGUGAACAUAGUUCAAAACAUUUUCAAAACACAGAAGAACAAGAACGCCCUAGUUAUUACAUCGGAGUCUCUGACUCCAAACUGGUACGCCGGAAACGACAGAUCUAUGAUCCUCGCUAACUGUCUGUUUAGAUCCGGCGGUUGCGCGAUGCUUUUGACUAACAAAACGGCUUUGAAGAGAAAGUCCAUGUUUAAGCUCAAAUGUCUGGUUAGAACUCAUCAUGGUGCUAAGGAUGAGGCGUACGGAUGUUGCAUUCAGAGAGAAGAUGAUCAAGGCCGGAUUGGUUUCCAUCUAGGCAAGAAUUUGCCUAAGGCCGCCACUCGGGCUUUCGUCGACAACCUGAAAGAAAUCGCCCCGAAGAUUCUCCCCGUCAGGGAGUUACUUCGGUUUUUGGUGGUUUCUUGGGCUAAGAAAUUGGUCAAAAGUUACAGUAACACCAGUAAAGAAGCUGGUGUUGGUGGUGGUGGUGUUGGCAGUAAUAAUAAUAAUAACAACAGCAGGGCGGUAAUUAAUUUCAAGACGGGCGUUGACCAUUUCUGUAUUCAUACAGGUGGGAAAGCGGUGAUUGACGGAAUCGGGUCGAGUUUGAGUUUGAGUGAGUACGAUCUGGAGCCUGCCCGGAUGACGCUUCACCGAUUCGGCAACACGUCGGCGAGCAGCUUGUGGUACGUUUUGGGUUACAUGGAAGCGAAGAAGAGGCUGAAAAAGGGUGAUAGGAUCUUUAUGAUUAGCUUUGGAGCUGGCUUUAAAUGCAACAGCGGUUUGUGGGAGGUGGUAAGGGAUUUGGAUGGUGGAGAUAAUGCUUGGAAAGACUGUAUUGAUAACUACCCUCCUCAAACCCUAGCUAACCCUUUCUUGGAGAAGUUUGGGUGGCUUCACAAUGAAGAUCCGGACACUUUUUCCGUCCCGGAUGAUUAUGUGAUACCAUAGGUUUUCGUUUUUUGUACAAUUAUUAUUAUUGAUUGUGUUGAUCUUCAAUCUUGAUCAUCAUUUUUACACACGUACACACACAACACUACACUACUUUUACGAUCAUUUUCUCUUUGUACUCAUAGCCCUUUCAAUACUUUUUCAUUUUUCUUCUUUUUUUUCACUUCUUUGGAGGAAAUUGUUAUUACCUUGUGUAUUUAUUGAUUCGGUAAAGUGAUUAGUGAAUGGUGUGACACACAUGAACAUACGUAUAAGAUAAUCAAUUGAAAAGUAUUUAUGUCUUUUCAUAUGUGUCAUAACAAUCACUGAACAUAUUUACUGUAAUUUCCAUAAUUUAUCUUUAGUAGUUUCUUAUUCCAUAAAUGUAAUAUACCAGCACAGUUCAUAGUCGUUUUAUUCAAUUUUUGGAUUCAUAUUGUAACAAGAUACAUAUAUGGCUUCUCUCUCUUUUUUUUUUUCUUUUUUGAUAAUUAUAUAUAUUCAUAUUGUAACAAGAUA